This is a messenger RNA of Osmerus eperlanus (European smelt), 8253 nucleotides long. It is a transcript of the gene atad2b, whose product is annotated as ATPase family AAA domain containing 2B. Gene Ontology annotation, cellular component: nucleus. Gene Ontology annotation, molecular function: chromatin binding; ATP binding; histone binding. NCBI's taxonomy places the organism in Eukaryota, Metazoa, Chordata, Actinopteri, Osmeriformes, Osmeridae. Gene Ontology annotation, biological process: positive regulation of transcription by RNA polymerase II. The transcript is spliced from 28 exons. The coding region runs from base 318 to 4604 and encodes 1428 amino acids. The record is from RefSeq and is a predicted model, not a curated record.
UGCUACGUGACCUCGCGCAUGUUCUCUCAGGGGUGUAUUAAACUCGAGGAAUGCUUAAUUACGAAAUAAAGUAAAGUUGACAAUUUAUAGAAUUUAUAGCAAAUUGUCAGCCGCCAAUAAGAGAUAUAACUGUUAAAAGAAGUAACUUGUGGCACUGCUCUUGGGCUGAGCAAAGCGGAAGAGGGCGAGCGAGCCUGCUUGCCUGCUGACAGGAGCGAGCGAGAAAGAAAGAGAAAUGGCGCCUCAAUGCUGUGCUCACUGAGGCAGUGUUUAAUACAAAUAUAUAGACAUAACAACGGUAAAGACGAGUAGAAAUCAUGGUGAACACAAGAAAGAGCUCUCGGUUUGAGCCAAGUAUUCCCUUUAUUUCAUCCAGGACCAGGUCGUCUGCCAGGAAUCACCCGAACUCUGAGGAACAUAAGGAGCCAGGCAGUGAUGUGAGCAGUCCCUCAAGCCCCCGGAUGUCCCCGCCCUCAAAACGAACACGCAGGCAGUCGAUGCCCAGCUCCAGCGACACAUCCCCUUCGCCACAGAGCAAGGGCCAGAGGGUGAGCUGGGACAGGCCCACCUACCGUACCAGGUUAUCCUCUCGUACUUUGCAGAACGGACACGCCCAUAAGAGUCAGAGGGAAGAGGAGGCUGGAGGGGGAGACCGCGCCCACAUGAACGGCCACGUGGAGCUGCAGAGAAGCUGCCGAGUGAAGAAGAGCCGCUUCGAACACCUCAACCAGAGUCUGCUGUUCGACCAGCUCGUCAACAGUACCGCCGAGGCCGUUCUGCAGGAGAUGGACAACAUCAGCAGCAUCAGGCAGAGCCGAGAGGUGGAGAGACUCCGGAUGUGGACCGACACAGAGGUGGAAAAUAUGGACAUGUAUUCCCGGGUGAAGAGGAGGAAAGCGAUGCGCAGGAACACCUUCAGCAUGCAGACGCACCACAAAGUCCUGAGCAAGACGGAUGAGGAAGAGGAGGAAGAGGAGGAGGGGACGGAAGAGUCCCACGAGGAGGAAGAGGAGGCGGAGGACGAUGAUGAGGAUGACGAGGAUGAUGAAGGAGAUGAAGCCGAGGAGGCUGGAGAGGGGGACGAUCGGCCCUACAACCUGAGGCAGCGCAAGACAGUUCAGCGAUACGAGGCGCCCCCUAUUGAGCCAGUGAACAGGAAGCAGAGCAACCCGUCUGUGUUCGACACCCACAGAUCACCUGCCAGAAGAAGCCAUAUAAGAGUGAAGAAGCACGCCAUCCAUAGCAGCGACACCACCUCGUCUUCUGACGAAGAGAGGUUUGAGAGGAGAAAGAGCAAGAGCAUGACCCGGGCCAGAAACAGGUGUUUACCUGUGAACCUGCGGGCAGAGGAUCUGGCUAGCGGGGUGCUGCGGGACAGGGCAAAGGUGGGUGCCAGCCUAGCAGACGUGGACCCCAUGAACCUGGACAACUCGGUGAAGUUUGACAGCGUGGGUGGCCUCAGUAACCACAUCCAGUCUCUGAAAGAGAUGGUGGUGUUCCCUCUGCUCUACCCAGAGGUCUUUGAGAAGUUCAAGAUUCAGCCGCCAAGAGGGUGUCUGUUCUAUGGGCCCCCGGGAACAGGGAAGACACUGGUAGCGCGAGCACUGGCUAACGAAUGCAGCCAGGGCGACAAGAAGGUGUCUUUCUUCAUGAGGAAAGGAGCUGACUGCCUCAGCAAGUGGGUCGGCGAAUCAGAGCGACAGCUGCGCCUUCUUUUUGACCAGGCGUAUCUAAUGAGACCCUCCAUCAUCUUCUUUGAUGAGAUCGAUGGGCUGGCCCCAGUGCGUUCCAGCAGACAGGACCAAAUCCACAGUUCAAUCGUGUCCACGCUGCUGGCCCUGAUGGACGGGUUGGACAGUCGAGGAGAGAUAGUGGUCAUCGGUGCUACUAACAGACUUGACUCUAUCGACCCUGCACUCAGGAGACCCGGGCGUUUUGACCGGGAGUUUCUGUUCAACCUGCCCGACAAAAAGGCAAGAAAACAAAUCCUAGACAUCCACACGCGGGACUGGAACCCCAGACUGGCAGAGCCGUUUGUAGAGGAGCUGGCAGAGAAAUGUGUCGGAUACUGCGGAGCAGACAUCAAAGCACUUUGCACGGAGGCGGCGCUGGCUUCGCUGCGACGCCGCUACCCCCAGAUCUACGGCAGCAGCGUCAAGCUGCAGCUGGACGUGUCCUCCAUCGUCCUGGGCCCUCAGGACUUCAGCAGGGCCCUGAGGGCCAUCAUCCCUGCCUCCCAGAGGGCCCUGGCCCCCCCGGGCCGGGCUCUGAGCCCUGCCCUGAGGCCCCUGCUGGCCGGGGCCCUGGCUGAUAUCCUGGGGUCCCUGUUCCGCGUCUUCCCCCAUGCCGAGCAACGAGACAGAGACGACUCGCACGUAGAUAAUCAGCUGCUAGAGGAGGAGUUGUACAGCGACGAGGACAAUGAGGAAGGAACCAGCUCCAUCUACGACUUCCACCCAGGAUCCCCACAGAGACCCUCCCCUUCCACAGCAUCUCACAGACCCUUCCUUCACUUCAGCACGUCAGCCCUGCUCCAGCCCACGGCGUUCCGCCCCCGCCUGCUCCUUUCCGGGCCCCCAGGAUCAGGCCAGACCUCUCACCUGGCCCCUGCCCUGCUGCACCACCUGGACAAGCUGUCUGUGCACUGCCUGGACCUGCCCACGCUCUACUCUGUCAGCGCUAAGACCCCCGAGGAGUCCUGCGCUCAGGUGUUCCGCGAGGCUCGUCGGAGCGUGCCCAGUGUGGUGUUCAUGCCGCACAUCUCUGAUUGGUGGGAGGUGAUCAGCGACACUGUGAAGAGCACCUUCCUCACCCUGCUCCAGGACGUGCCCUCCUUCACCCCCAUCCUCAUCCUCGCCACCGCAGAGUCCAGCUACACACAGCUACCAGAGGAGGUGAGGAGUAUGUUCCAGCAGAGCUACGGAGAGGUGGUGAGUCUGUCUCCCCCAGGACAGGAGGACAGGAGGAGGUUCUUCUCUGAGCUGCUGUUGGACCAGGCUUCCAGAGCGCCGCCCCGCAGGAGAAGCCCAGCAGGUGUGUGUGGAGAGGAGAGGCUGGCGGUGGCUGCGACCCCGGGGCCCAGGGUUCUGUCCCCGGAGGAGCAGAGCCGGCUGGCGGAGCAGGAGGAGAACACCCUCCGGGAGCUCCGCCUCUUCCUCAGGGACGUCACCAAGCGCCUCGCCACCGACAAGCGCUUCAACAUCUUCAGCAAGCCGGUCGACAUCGAGGAGGUGUCAGAUUACUUGGAGGUGAUUGGCCAGCCCAUGGACUUGUCCGCUGUCAUGUCCAAAAUCGACACUCACAAGUACCUGACGGCCAAGGACUUCCUGUUUGACAUCGACCUCAUCGUCAGCAACGCGUUAGAGUACAAUCCUGACAAGGACCCCAGCGACAAGAUCAUCCGACACAAGGCGUGCAGCCUGAAGGACACGGCGCACGCCAUGCUGGCCUCAGAGCUGGACCAUGAGUUCGACCGCAUGUGUGAGGAGAUUCAGGAGUCACGCAGGAAGAGGGACUUCCAGACACCGGCCCAGACGACUGUAUCUUCCGGCGCCAUGGCAACCAGGAAGCCCGUGGGAGAGGAGCAUGCUGGGAGCAGCACUCAGGGCGAAGGAGCCGACAAGCACUGCAGCAAUCACUUCAAGCGCAAAGCUCGCCGGCGUCCAUCUUGGGGGCGGGGCAUCAUCCGCAAGAAGAAGAGCUACAAAAAGGGAAUGGAUGUAGAGGAAGAGGAGGAAGGAGGCGAGCCUGAGACAGCCGGGCCCAGCGACUCCUGCCUGACCCAGGACGAAGACUCCUGCGACACCACAGGGCCACAGGCCAACGGCCACCACGAUCCCUCGCACCCCCUGGGCCCCUCCACGGAGGAGGAGAGCUCCAGCGAGCUGCCCGUGGCCUCCCCUGCCUCCGCCCACGGCCCGAAACCCCUCACAGCCCCCCAGCCCAAGGAGGAGGAGAUCCAGUCCAAGGACAGAGACCACCAGCCAGACUCCAGAGAAGACCGUCACCCCAUGGACGAGGGCAGCACCAGAGUAAUGCCCAACAGCCUCCGGCUGAAGACAGACUCCAGUCAGCCCCUGGUCGUGGAGGCCCAGCCCAAGGCGGAGCCAUCUCCAGCCCCUCAGCUGGAAUGCGUCAACGGGGACGAGUCUAUGGACAGCCUGGACUCCCAGGGCAGGGGGGCGGGGCCAGACAGGGCUCAGGAGGCGGAGCUUGGAGAGGCAGUAGCUGAGAGCGGAGUGGGCGGAGACCGCCCUCCUUCAGACGGGAGGACUGGAGCAGAACUGCAGGAGGAGGAUCACACCAGAGAAGGCGGGGACAAGAGCAGGAAGUUGAGAAAGAGACAAUCAGAGCAGAGCAAGGGCUUGACUGACGGGACAGAGGAGGUGGCCCCUCCCCCUCCACCCUUAGUGGUCGACCACCAGCGAUUAGAGGCUCUCCUGGAUGUGGUGGUCAGGAAGACUGAGGGCUACAGUGUGGAUCAACUGGAGAGGCUGUUCUCUAUGCUCAGCCAGUGUAUCUACCAGCACCGCAGAGACUACGACAAGACUCGCCUACUGGAGGAUAUGGAGAGGAGCGUGCAGCAUUUUGAAACAUUCCUGUGACACGUGGCCUAUCAGGUGGACCCUGGUCUGACUGACCACAGAGAGACACACACACACACACAUGGAGAGAGCAAAUUCAAAAUCCUGGUCUUAAUACCGACAGGCGGGAGAAUGGACAGAGAGGUAAAGGAGGAGAGAGACAUUCUAUGGUGCUAUUGUCUCAGGUACCUGGCCCAGUCUACAGAACCAAACACAGACUCCUGGAGGAGUAGGUGUUGUCGGGUCACACAAACACGCCAAUGUGGCCAGGCAACCCUGGUGCUACUCGGGUGCUAACCUGGAUCCCCCGGAUCCUUAUCCAUGCUGCUCUCGGGACUCAGAAACUCAGAAACCAACCAACCAACAGAUUGGGUGAUGUCAUAUCGCAACCUGGCCUCUUUCCUACGGGGAACUGGCUGUGCACACGACCACACAGUCGCACAAGCAUGCAUGCACACACACACACACACACACGGAACUUGGCACAUGAAUCGUCACCAGCAGUAGUGCGACGGUGUGAAUGCAGCGCGCAGCUAGGAGGCGGCAGAGUCGGAUGUCACGCAAUGUCUGAACUACAUCGGGGAUACAUCUGAGCUACAUCUACCCUCCAUGGCUGAGCCCUCAUCAUGUCUCAGUCCAUCGCAGGCCAGUCAUCUCAAACUUUUCUCAAAGGCUAAUCUUUUUUCUUUCCUCUUCUCCCUCACCUUCUCCCUCUCUUUCUCACUCCUGACUAUUGUAACAUCUGAGUGGUCUCUUUCUAAGCUACCCUGUAGCCUUCACGCCCAGAAAAAAACAUGUUUCCCCUCUAUCCUUCACGCGCAGAAAAUGAUUCCCCUGGAUGUUUUGUAGUGGGAAGAUGCGGUCGAAGGUAAGCCUGGGAACCACUCAAAUCAAUCAGAGCUCCCCCUAAACCCAUUAAUGAAACGGCAUCAUUAUAUGUGCAGAGCUCUUGGAACCUGAGGCUUCAGCAUUCAAACAAAUGCAACCUUGGCGUGGCGUUCACGGGCCUGGCAGAGUGACGCGCUGGUUCUAGUGCUGCAGAGCUGCUUCUGAUUCCCAGAGCGUCGCUCUUCCCCUCCAGCUACGCCCCGCUAGAUCCCCUUCUGUUUCCGUCUAGCUGGAGUGAACUGGAAGCAGUACAAGUUUUGGGGAACGUCUGCACUGCCUGGCGUGUGCCUUACUUGCGCCUCAGAUCAUCUCUGUUUUCUGAAUGGGUUUUAGUCUUGUUACGUUUACAGUGAGUGUGCAUAGAAUGCGUAGCGGUUCUGUGUCGGGUUCCCUGAGGAAACGCUGGCCCAGACGUUGACCACACCUUUAAGUUCACGGUUCUCACUGUCAGAAGAGCAGGUCUUACCUGACCAUGGUCUUACCUGACCAUGGACUUAUCUGACCAUGGUCUUACCUGACCAUGGUCUUACCUGACCAUGGUCUUACCUGACCAUGGUCUUACCUGACCAUGGACUUACCUGACCAUGGUCUUACCUGACCAUGGUCUUACCUGACCAUGGACUUACCUGACCAUGGUCUUACCUGACCAUGGACCCGGUGCUUGUGGGACGUCACCUAGCCACCUGUGGAGAGUCACACCCAGCGCUAGGCCCGACCUGCAGGUGAUGCCAGUGUCUCAUCACACAUACAGUCUGUGUAGUUUCCUCACCUCACCGUUUGUUCCGCUUUCAUGUGGAGUCUCAAGUCAAGUCACAGCAGUCUUUGUGCCAAUAUUACCUUCUCAAUCUCAAAAAAAAAAAAACUUAAAAAAAACAAGGUGCUGAGGUCUGACUUGACUGUGCCUGUUUUGAGUCGACACAAUCACAGGAAUAUAAAAGAUCUACGCAAACGUUAUAACCUAACAUCUAUUGUUGUGCAUUUAUUUGUUUUGUGUUUUUUUUUUUAAUGAAUUUUUCAUUUUUAUAUGAUUCUUCAGCAAUGGUGUGCAGAUUGAUUGUGAGUCCUGUGAAGAACAAGGCCAUUCUAGCCAUUGUUAAGGUUUAACCAGCGUUAAGCCAGUUUGGUUAUUGAUGCAUAUGCUUGUUUGAUGUCCUGCUACUAAGGCGAGUGGGGGAACCUCUGCUCACUGAUCAUCACUCAAAACUAUUGACUAAAAAUGACAUGAACCUGGACUGAAUGAGUGACUUGACACAGGUGACAGGACAGGGAGGAGAGGCACCUGUAGGGCCUGAUGCUGCAUCAGGUGCCACUUCUACACUCCUAUAUCCCUGUCCUUCUAAAGUUGAUUAAAACUCCCCUCCUCACCUCAGCCUUUUCUUGGAUUAUAGGUAUAGAUUCAUUUAAAACAGAAUAAAAAUACAGACUUAAGUUUAAAUCGUAUGCAAAGUAGAAUUUUGAGUUAGCAUUGGACAACUACAAAAGCUACCUCAGCUUAAUUUAUUUUAAUGCUAAUAAGACAAGCUAUUAACUGGGAACAAACAGUAUAAUCACUUUCCAUAAUGUGAUUUUCGCAACUCGUGACAGCUACAAUACCUGGUCAUAAACAGCACGGCCGCAGAAUUAAUCCAAGAGGUUUUUUUUUUUUUCUUUCUCUCCUGUGAUUUUUAAUUUGCGUUUUGAGCCAGACGAAAAAUACAUAGCAUUAGAUUUCUAAGGAAAUUCUGUUCACUGUAUUUCUUUUCACUGUCCUUUUUCCCAGCUUUUGUAUUUUGAUGUCCUGCUUGAAGUGCUUUUCUGUGAGAUGGCACGAUGCUUUCUCCUUCACUGUCAAGAUGGCAUUGUUGUCUUGUCCUGAACAUCCAGUCUCCCUUUUCUCUUUCGUCAUAACAGAUUGUGUGUUUGCAGAUUUUCAUCUCUUUCUCUUGUGGUGCUCUAUUUCAUUUGUAUUUAUUUGCAUAAUUACUGAACUUUUACAUCUAACAUCCAUAAAAUGUUCUUUUUGUACAUUUUUUAAAUUCAAACACGUUGGGGAAAAUUGUUACUUACGUUUUGAAAGCCGAUGUAGCGCUUGUGUAGCAGGGUUGUGUUGUUAUGGUGUGAAGGGGAAUAAAGGGUUUACAGGUCUCUCAGGUUCCACACGCGUAUACAUAGAAACAACCCAAUUUUCUAUUUAUUCCAUUGUGGUGAUGUUUCUAUUACUUUGUGGUUAUUGACUGUGGCAUACUGGAUGAGAUUCACUGGGCUUGACUUAAUUCACUCAAGUUUCAUCAAAAUGGGUUUGUAGGUUUAGAGUGGAAAACAAGUGACAAAAAAAUAUUAACGUUUGUAAGCAUUUGCUUUGUUAAUGUCGGUCUGUCCACCUUUAGCCAAAAUAUAAUUUUUAGAUAAAGAUGCUUUGAAUUCGGGAAUAAAGGAUGGGUAGCAAAAUGUCAUACAUUAUCAUGCUCUCUUGGUAUUCUUUAUUAUACAUUUCAGUUAGUUUGGACACACAACCAAUUUUUGUCUGGUAGACGAUUUAGUCCAGUAUGCAGAAUGAAUGGAGGUCAUCACAACUUAAUUGUUUUUUUGUUAUGUUUACCUUAAAUUGAAUACUCAGUUUUUCCACCUUUGAAAUCUGGUAGCUUUGCCAUGUUUUGGGAUUUUAUUUUGACAUAAAGUGUAUUUAACAGCCCUUUCUUCCCCUAUUCGUAUUACUUUUGUGGAAGUUAUAUUUGAAAUGAAACAUUUACUGUAUUUCAGAAAUGAACUGCUGUGAUAUACUUGAAUAAAGGUUCAAAUUGUA